This is a messenger RNA of Entrophospora candida, 1829 nucleotides long. The record is from the annotation of a GenBank genome assembly. NCBI's taxonomy places the organism in Eukaryota, Fungi, Glomeromycota, Glomeromycetes, Entrophosporales, Entrophosporaceae.
AUGUCUGAAGGAAAAGCAGUUGGCAUUGACUUGGGAACUGUCUAUUCUUGUAUUGGUGUAUGGCAAAAUGAUAGAGUUGAAAUUAUUGCCAAUGACCAGGGUAAUCACACAACACCUUCAUAUGUAGCAUUUACUGAUACUGAACGUUUAAUUGGUGACGCUGCAAAAAAUCAAGUUGCUAUGAAUCCACAUAAUACUGUUUUUGAUGCUAAACGUCUUAUUGGUCGUCGUUUCAAUGAACAAGAAGUUCAAUCUGAUAUGAAGCAUUGGCCAUUCAAAGUUAUUGAUAAAAAUACUAAACCAUAUAUCCAAGUUGAAUAUAAAGGUGAAAUUAAACAAUUUACUCCAGAAGAAAUUUCAUCAAUGGUAUUAAGAAAAUUGAGGGGGAUUGCUGAAGCUUUUCUUGGUACAAGAGUAACAAAUGCAGUUGUUACAGUACCUGCCUAUUUCAACAAUUAUCAAUGUCAAGCAACAAGGGAUGCCAGUAUGAUUGCUGGAUUGAAUGUGCUUCGUAUAAUCAAUGAACCCACAGCUGCUGCUAUUGCAUAUGGUUUGGAUAAUAAAAGAAUAGGGGAACAUAUUGCAUUGAUUUUUGAUUGGGGUGGAGGUACCUGUAAUGUCUCAUUGUUGACAAUUGAAGAUAGUAUUUUUGAAGUCAAGGCCACUGCUGGUGACACCCAUCUUGGUGGUGAAGAUCUUAAUAAUCGUCUAGUAAAUCAUUUUGUUCAGGAAUUCAAACGUAAAUUCAAAAAAGAUCUUACCACAAAUGCCAGAGCACUUUGUCGUCUCAGGAUAGCUUGUGAACGUGCCAAACGUACACUUUCAGCAUCAGCACAAACAUCCAUUGAGAUUGAUUCACUUUUUGAAGGCAUUGAUUUCUACACAUCUAUAACUCGUGCCAGGUUUGAAGAAUUGAAUCAAGAUUUGUUCUGUUCCAUCAUGGAACCAGUUGAAAAGGUGCUUCGUGAUUCAAAAAUUGAUAAAACCCAAGUACAUGAUAUUGUGUUGGUUGGUGGAUCUACUCGUAUUCCAAAAAUUCAAAAAUUAUUAUCAGACUUUUUUGAUGGCAAAGAACUCAACAAGUCCAUAAAUCCUGAUGAAGCUGUUGCAUAUGGUGCAGCUGUGCAAGCAGCCAUUUAUACUGGUGGUGACAGAUCUGAAAAAUUACAAGAUCUUCUUUUACUUGAUGUUGCUUCAUUUUCACUUGGUAUUGAAACAGCUGGUGGUGUAAUGACACCCCUAAUAAAACGUAAUACCACCAUUCCAACUAAAAAAUCAGAAAUAUUUUCUACCUAUUCUGAUGAUCAAACAGAAUUUAUUAUUAAAGUGUAUGAAGGUGAACGUACUCGUACCAAAGAUAACAAUUUAUUGGGUGAAUUUGUAUUAGCUGGUAUUCCACCAGCUCCACGUGGUGUACCUCAAAUUGAAGUCACUUUUGAAUUUUAUAGCCAUAGUAUUUUUAAUGUAUCUGCUGUUGAUAAAACUACAGGUAGAUCUAAUAUGAUCGCAAUUACUAAUUAUAAAAAGAGAUUAUCAAGAGAAGAAAUUGAGCAAAUGGAUGAUGAAAAAGUGGCUCAAAGAAUAGCAGCACGUAAUGAAUUGGAAAGUUAUGCAUAUAAUUUACAUAACACACUUCAGGAUAAAGAAAUUUCAAUCAAGAUUGAUCCAGAUGAUAAAAAGGAACUUGAAGAUGCAAUCCAAAAUUCAAUCAGAUGGUUUGACAAUAAUCAAGAAGCAGAAAGAUAUCAAUAUGAAGAUAGAAAGCAACUACUUGAAGAAACUGCUAAUCCAAUAAUGAUGAAACUUUACUCACAAAGAAAUUUCAAUGG